This is a messenger RNA of Serpula lacrymans var. lacrymans S7.9, 159 nucleotides long. RefSeq lists its product as uncharacterized. Bases 1 to 159 code for a protein of 52 amino acids. The transcript has a single exon. Lineage: Eukaryota; Fungi; Basidiomycota; Agaricomycetes; Boletales; Serpulaceae. The record is from RefSeq and is a predicted model, not a curated record.
AUGAUGGUAGGGAGGGCAGUGACAGAGAUAUGUAGGAUGAGACGACAUGGGCGGGUGUUAAAGCGUCUCCGUGAUCAAAUUGGAGGUUUCAAAACUUCGUCCCAGGUCUUGGGCAAUGAUGGUAGUGCACGUAGGAAAGCUGUAAACCACAUCUCGUAA